GGUAAUAUAAGGAGAGAGCUAGAGAAGAGCUAGAAUAUUAUCGGCUGUUGAUAUACCGGGGAGGCUUGAGUUUGUCGAAGAGUACAUACCGACGCACUGGCUCUUGAUAAGUGUUCGCGAAACUUGGUUAGGACGAUAGCAUUGUCUUUAGCGGGCUCUGACAAACGCCAAGACCCCCGAGAAAACAGAUAUCAACUCAAAAGGGAACAUGUUUGAUACGUAAGAUACGUAAGAUAAGUGAUAAACAUAUAUGGUAUCAUGGGAAUUCAACAAGACUCCUUAAUACUGUACUGUAUAUGGAGGAAUCCAAGUGUGUAUUGUGUAUGAUAAUUUGAUAAUAAUUAGAUCUCAACCGAAAGAACUAAGGGUUACCCCACUCCACAUAGCACGAUUCCCGAUCCCCCCGCAUCCACACAACAAUAGUGACUGGUGACAUCGGUGUGGCGUAGAUGACCGAGGAACAGAAAGAGCCAGUAUCAACGGGAACAACCUCAGUUGCGUGAUUGCGUAUCCAAGACGUCCAAAUAGGGGACGAUUAGUUCGAGCUGUCUCUGAGACCCCUUACUUUUCCGUAUUAUCGAGUCGAGACGUGCUACCAUGGAGUUACCGCCUACCAUGAAUGCGGUCGUGUUCGAUGGCCCAUACAAGGUAUCGAUUCAGCAAAGACCAGUGCCCAAGAUACAACAUGAUGAGGAUAUUAUAGUAAAGGUUAAUGCAACAGCUCUCUGUGGAUCUGAACUUCAUACCUUCCGAGGCCACCAGCCCUCUAAAGCCGGCUUUAUUAUGGGCCACGAAUUUGCCGGCACGGUAGUUGCUGUAGGAAAAGAUGUUCAAUCUGUCAAGAUUGGUGAUAAAGUUGUGUCGCCGUUCACGGUAUCCUGCAUGAAAUGCUUCUACUGCAAGAAUGGAUAUUCGUCUCGAUGUGAUCAUAGCUUGUUGUUUGGCUGUGAGAAGCUCGAUGGUGCCCAAGCCGACUAUGUACGCGUACCCCUUGCAGACGGCACGGUUAUGAAGGCGCCGCCUGAGAUUGACGACAAUGCCCUGGUUCUCAUGGCGGAUAUCUUUCCCACAGGUUUCUUUGGCGCUAGAAACGCCUUCAACGCGCUCGGCUCGCUGGACCCUUCCGAAGCCACAGUCGUCGUCAUCGGCUGCGGGCCGGUAGGGCUGUGCGCAAUAGUUUCGGCACUUGAGUAUAAGCCGAAACAUUUAUUCGCUAUUGACAGUAUUGAUAGCCGCCUCCAACUUGCAGAAAGUCUAGGAGCCGAGCCCCUCAACUUCGCGAGGGACAGGGAGCCCAUGAUCGCUCGAAUCAAGGAAGUUACAGACGGCCGAGGGGCUGAUGCGGUUAUUGAAGUGGUCGGUCUAAGCCCCGCCCUAAAGACAGCAUUCGACGUCCUACGGCCUUUUGGCUUCAUAAGCAGCAUUGGCGUCCAUAAUGCCGAGGUCCCAUUCAGUGGCACUGAAGGGUACAACAAAAAUGUGAGGUUACAGAUGGGAAGAUGUCCUGUUCGCUCGAUAUUUUCCGAUGCGUUGAAGGUCCUCGCUAAGAACCAGCAUCGGUUUGGAUUUAUGUUCGAGAAAAUCAUGCCGCUCUCUAUGGCUGUAUCGGGAUAUGAUCUGUUUGACAAGAUGCAGGUGCAAAAGGUCAUUUUCAAGCCAUAGCUUGAUGAUACCUGGGUACCUAGGACCUGGACUCUCUUAUCGAGUGAGAUGGAACCGUCAAGUCGUAGGUCUAGUUCUGCCGAGGUUUAACGAUGCCGUCAUGCAUGAAAUAGUAAACAAUAGUAGAAUCGUCGUGCAUCGUAGCGAGCAGUACUCUCUUGACGCGAUCUGCAUUUGCUGAAGGUUGUGGCGGCAUAGAAUCGAAAACACUUGCAAACGCCUUGAGUGUCCAUUUCUCGGCUAGAUGGGUUGGUAAUACCCAUUCAACGACGGGCUUCCCUGGAAUUCGCCCUGCCAAAUCCGGGUUGGAUUUCAGCAUCUCAAUCUGGUCAUCUGGGUGUAGGUAAAGUUGACGAGGUGGGAGUCCGGAGACCAUAGGCCUCGGCAGAGGUGAGUUGUCCACCGGAGAAUGAGUCAAGAUUUGUAGUUCGGUCCAAUCAUGUUGAUACCGAAGAUUGUCAAGCACAGAGGCUGCAAGGUGUUCAAAGUAACUUUUCUCAGCCAUCUCCCUUCACUCCCUUAAUGAUGUAAAGAAUAAGUCUUGAAGUUGUAUGAAAAUCUUUUAAGUCAAAAGCGAGGACCUUUUUGGCAAGAAUGAGUGA
Molecule: messenger RNA, 2264 nt
Organism: Annulohypoxylon maeteangense
Lineage: Eukaryota; Fungi; Ascomycota; Sordariomycetes; Xylariales; Hypoxylaceae
Product: putative alcohol dehydrogenase
Exons: 7
Coding region: 598-1662 (354 amino acids)
Molecular function (GO): zinc ion binding; oxidoreductase activity
Source: RefSeq, a predicted model, not a curated record